AGUGCAUCGUGGUGUGUGACAGCAACGGGAACAUCUUCGUGCACUGUACAGACGCCGGCAAAACUUUUCGCUCGAACAUCGCGUUCCGCGCGGCGCCGACGUCUCCCAUCGAAAGAAAGUAGAAAAAUAUGAUUCGGAUUCUCCGCUGACGAAGGACUCCAUAGUUUGUCUUCGGGGGGUUACAUUCACUGCCCCGUCCGAGUUGAGAGCCGGUUCCCGAACUCCACGAAGAAGCAGGACAACAGGUGGUUGUGGCGUCAGCUGUGUUCAUCGACGAUUCUCGGCAACGAUACGUCAACAGCGAGUCGUGCCGGAGGGAACCCCGACGAUCGGCGUCUGGGACGACGUCGCCGUGUUCGUUGCGCGUAGCGGGCGGAGUUGGCGGAGUCUUGAGCCCAUGGGCGGACGCUCUGUCCGUCCCAGCACGAGGUCGGCGUCCGGGCCCUGACUUGCGCGUUCGAGUGGAAAGCCGAGGGCGCCGAGUUUGAGUACCGGCGGGGGGAGGUUCGGCCCCGGUGUUUGCUUCGUUCUGUGUUAUGCUCGGACUGCUGGCGAUAUGCCUGUGCUGUCGGCUCUGCCUCGUGGCGCUGUGGAUUACUGACGGUCUGGCAGACGGGAUAAGCAAUCAAGUGGUCAAGGGCGAGCGUGGACAAGAUGUGUGGCUGCCAUGUGACGUCGACUCCGAGCACGACGACAGCCCGGCCAAGGUGCUCUGGUACGCGCCGGCAAAGCACCCCGUCGCCAAGAACACCGAAAAGAAACACAACAACAACGACAACCAGAACGAUAACAACAACACGGCUCUCUGGGCGUCCCUGGACGCCACGCCGUUCUACAUGGUGGAGGACACGCAGCGUCGGGGCAUCUGGAACGGCCAGCACGCCAUCGGCAUUUCCUGGGCCGGGAGGGCGUCCUUCUCGGUGGCCCGGAGCCCCGCCGCGCUCCGCAUCACCCAGGUCGAGCUCCAGGACGCCGGGACCUACCUGUGCACCGUGGCCUCCCACCGGGGGGCUCUGCGCAACUCGACCGUGUCCCUCGUCGUUGGAGUGUCUCCCGGCGUUCCCACAAUCCUGACGUCAGACGGCACGGCGGUCGAUGGGCGCAUCGGACCUUUCUUGGUCGGGGACGACCUUCAUCUAGUCUGCGUCGUGGACAAAGGCUUGCCGAUUCCGACGAUCACGUGGCGUCGAGACGGCGUCGAGGUCCUGCGAGAGGUGGUCCCAGGCGCCACGGAUCUAGACGGCGUCGUGCGUAGCACCAUCGCCAUCGACAGCCUGACGCGCGACGACCUGCUCAUGGAGCUGAGCUGCGAGACGAGCAACACCAUCGGAGGCCCCUUCGAAGCUGCCGUCACCGUAGACCUCACACUGGAGCCCCUCUCUGUGAAGAUCCAGAACCCGCAGCGGUCGUUCGAGGUGGACGUUUCGGCCGAGUUCCGGUGCCUUGUGGUUGGCUCCAGGCCCCUUCCUCAGGUAUCCUGGUGGUUGGACGAGCAGAGGCUGGAACCGUUCUUCACGGACGAGAAGGCCAACGUCACCGCCAUCGUGCUCCUGCUCGUACUCACGGCGGAGUCGGACAAGGCCACGCUCACGUGUAGGGCGCGGAACCCUAGACUCGACGGGCAGCUCUGGGAAGACUCCAUCAUCCUCAACGUUUUCCACGCUCCUCGUGCCACACUCCGGCUGGGGCAGGGCCUGCGGCAGGAGCGCAUCCACGAGGGCCAGGACGUGUACCUGGAGUGCGGGGUGCGAGCCAACCCCUGGGUCAACGACGUCUCCUGGACUCUGGACGGGGAGCCCCUGGAGGGCAACGGCACCACCCACCAGGGCCUCCUCGUGCACGAGCAGUACCUCGUGCUCCGCAACGUGACGGCCAAGUUCAGCGGCACCUACUGCUGCCACGUGCGGAACACCAGGGGCGCCGCGCUCAGCAACCUCCUGCAGCUCAGGGUGCAGUAUGCUCCCAGCUGCAAGAAAGGAAUGCAAGAGGUGUUUCGCUACUCGACGUCCAGGGAGGAGUUGUCCAUUCCCUGCGAGAUGGACGCAGACCCCGAGGACCUCACUUUCCGCUGGGUCAUGAAGAACAACUCGGAGGGUCCCUGGACGCAGGUCAGGGACCUGGUCAGCUUCUCGUCCAACGGGACCCGGAGCCUGGCCCGCUACAAGCCCGCCGUGGCCACCGAGUUCGUGUCGCUGCUCUGCUGGGCCAACAACUCGGUGGGGCCGCAGAAGACGCCCUGCACGUACUUUGUAGAACCCCACGGCGCCCCCAAGGCCCUGUCCGGCUGCGCGGUGGUGAACCAGGCCAUGACCUGGUUCUUCGUGCGCUGCUCGCUGGACGAGGACCGUCCGGCGGACCAGGAGUGGUACCUGCUCGAGGUGUACCACGCCGACUCGGGCACUCUGUUGGGCAACGUGACCGCCAAGGGCCGCCCCGUCUUCCACGUGGACGACAUCCCGCCGGCCACUGAGUGCCUGGCGCUCGCCUUCGCCGUCAACGACCAUGGAGGGCGCUCCGAGCCCACCAGGGUCGUGGUGCAGGCCAUUCCGCCGCCGUCCAAGUUGCUCACCGGAGGCAGCGCGUCCUUUUUGUCGGAAAGUAGCCCUUUCUUGGCGGGGACAAUUCUUCUAUCCCUAGCAUGGAGCAGUUGCCUCGUCCGAGCUUCGUGGACCACUACUCAAUUCGAUGGCUGUACCCUAGGCGUGAGGUGAAGGGACCCGUCUUAGAAGCAUCGCAAACUCACCGACGACGGACACUUUGCAGCGAUGAAGAGAUGACGAAAAAGCAACGGAGGAGCGGGGACAUCCGGCAGAUUACUCGUCGAAACUUCUUCUGCGAAUGACGUCCUGGAGGAGAAAUGUUGAAUGAGCACGGGCAAAGAAUAAUCGUCACAACGGCAAGAACGAGAACCAACAAGAGAAGAUAGAGCGCAACAUGACACCACGGGGCUGUGUAUCAAGACUGCUAAACUCUGUGAACUGUGCCUUAAACCCGUGAAGAGCAAGACCACGAAGGCCGUGCUGUGGACUCUCAAACAGUGUCAGCGGAAGUUCUACCGGAAACUUGGCGCCAGAUUGCCGAGGAUCAAACAGAAGAAAUGGGGUCGCGUGUUUGUUUGUUGUUGCGCGCUAUAGCUUGUUAGCGGAUUUUUUGAAGAACUGGAAAAAAAAAUAUUUAUGAAUUUCUCAGACGAAAAAACAAAAACAGAAAAAGAAACAACUUAGGUGGGACGAACUGACCGAAGGAAUUGUUUGUUUUACGGAGCACGUUUCAGAGCUUUUUCUCUAAUGAUGAGUGCUCCAUAUAAAGAGUAUUGAUAUACGUUGCAAAUUUCGACAAGACAGAAGGUGUACUUACCAGAUGCUCGCAAGAAGCCGCGGUUGUUGUCACGGUGCAGAAUUGCCGGUAAAUUUUUGAAGUAUCGGAGGCAUACAGUGUAAUCCUUGCUCCCGUGCGAAAAUCUCCGAUUAAGUUUCAGAGCAUUUGAGCUAACGAACUUGUUCUUCGUGGUUAUCUUUAGCGAGUCAUAAUUUUUGCAAUCAACUCUUUAUAGGGUUACGGUCAAGAGGAAAGCUCCCACGUCGCACUCUAAGUCUUGAAGGCAAAUUCUGCCGCGAAUUACGUGGGAACAUCUGACCGUCCGAUGUCGGUUCAGUUGCCCGACUUCUCCCUAAAACUCGCUACCGGCUGAACGCAACAAACGCGUUCAAAUCAAACUCGGCGCUUCGCGAAGUCUCCAACACACUCGCUGCCUCGUACUGUUUGUUGAAAAUAAAGAAAC
This is a messenger RNA of Ixodes scapularis (black-legged tick), 3781 nucleotides long. Its product is annotated as hemicentin-2. The record is from RefSeq and is a predicted model, not a curated record. The transcript is spliced from 12 exons. NCBI's taxonomy places the organism in Eukaryota, Metazoa, Arthropoda, Arachnida, Ixodida, Ixodidae. The coding region runs from base 537 to 2711 and encodes 724 amino acids.